Molecule: messenger RNA, 2808 nt
Organism: Kalmanozyma brasiliensis GHG001
Lineage: Eukaryota; Fungi; Basidiomycota; Ustilaginomycetes; Ustilaginales
Exons: 2
Coding region: 1-2808 (935 amino acids)
Source: RefSeq, a predicted model, not a curated record
AUGCCCUCUCCCGUCCGCUCGCGAGAUGAAGCAACGGCCUACUCGCCUCUGCGCAACGCCUUUGCUUCAUCGUCCACCCCCAAACCUUUGCACAGUCCUUUCCUUCCUCGCAAUCGCCUCCGUCCGAACGAGUCGUACACCCGUCUCACGCCACAGCCGGAUGCCAUCUCAACGUCGAGCAGCACGCUUGUCAAUGCCGAGUCCACAGACGGCUAUCAACCGUGGGAGGUGAGGUCCGAGUCGAGCGCCAGUUCGUUGGAUUCGCUCGGCAGCGGGGCCACACCGACCCUGCAGACGCUCGACGAUAUCGGCACGCUGCCGUCGAUUCAUAUCACUCCGCUUUCAGAACCCCGCUCGCAAGGGCGGGACUUCGAAAAGGACCCUGUCCUCGUCCCUCGCUCCGCACGAUCCAGGAGCAGCAUAGGUCGCUCCCCGACCUCGCCUUACCAGCGCUCGUAUGACCAGCUCCAGCGCGGCCUCGACACGCUCGAACUCGACGAAUCCGAUGCCGAGAGCGAUGCUGAGCAAGCGCUCGCCGCGCAACGUCGUGCAGAGUCGAUGGCGCGGUGGACAGCCCGUCGCUCCACUCUGCUCCAGUCCAAGUCACCAGCUAGCAAACUCGAUACAUCUCUAGACCCCGCUUCGUCGAAACCCUCUCCAAUGCGCUCGACACCGCGAUCGCUGACAUCCGACGCCUCGCCCAAGCCAUCAGACGCAUCCGCCACGCCGCUCAAAGCCACCCCAGGCCGAAGAAGCAUAGCAGCGGUGUUCGAGUCGAUGCAGAAGGAGCGUGAGGCGCGCGCCGCGGAGGAGCAGAAGCAGUGGGCGGACAAGCAGGCCAAGAGGGAGCGCGAGAGGGCGGCGAGAGCAUUCGGUGUGCUUGGGAGGAGGAGGUUGUCGGUGGACAGCUCGCAGAUGGACAGUCCGAAGUCGAUAGGAAGCUCAGCGUUCGCAACACCGGCGAGUGUGGGGGGCACGACGGUGUUUCAGUCCAUGAGGGAGACUCCUUCGCGGUCGACGGGCGGGAGUGCUUUCAGCGGUUCACCGAUGCUAUCGAGUUUGGGGUCGGCUAAGGUGGACGAGGAAGGGGACGCGCGGUCUCUACAGCUCAAUGAAGAGCAUGCGCAGCCUCAACAGCUCAGCAAAGAGGCUGCGGAGGCAUCCGAAACGGUAGAGCCGGACGAGGUCAGCGCAGACGACGUCGACCCAAUACCUGCCGCAACCACAAGUCCACCUAUCGAAGACCCACAAUCACAACCGCCCGCACAGCACGCCCCAGGCUUCACCUAUUCGCCGCAACCCAUGGCGCUCUCUCCCAACCGCAGCGAUCCCUCCUCUGCUGCCUCCACCCCUGCCUCCUCCCCGCGCAAGAACGCGCAUCGGCGCCAAGUAAGCACGCUCAGCGUCGUCUCUCGCACGCCUGCUCGUCAGCUCGAUCACUUGAUCGCGCAAGACUCGCCACACACGCCGAGCGGCAUCCUAUCCUCCGCGAAAAAGGGGUCCGCUCGCCGCGGGCACAGUGUUCGGUUCAGCCCCAGGCCCGAUUAUCGCUCGGAUUCCGGGUCGUGGGAUGAGAGCGCGGUGCUUGGCGAAGGUGAGGGAGGCGGACUGUUGCCGGCCAAGGAGAUCGUCCUGCCAGCGAUCCUGGCGGAGGCUUCGACACCAGCUUUGACAGCGGCGGAGCAGGAAGACGAGGAGGCGAGUCGGGAAGGUUCACCGAUACCUCAGACGCCUUCGCCGCAGAGCGUUGGUGAACAGCAUACACCCUCACCCCCACCCCCACUCCCGAUUGUGGAGGCCACCACCUCCUUCUCUCACACGCUCCACCCACCCGGUGCCUACGCUUCACCUCUCAAGCCGUCACGCCACAUCAUCCGCCCGAGUCCCAAGAUCACCCGCGUCCUCCCUGCUUCGCUCACCACCGCUGGUGCACCGCUGCGUGGUCUGUUCGCCGACUCGCAUUCCGCGCUGCCGCGCUCGUCCACGCCUCCACCCCAGCUCAAGCGCUCGACGACGCCGCCGAUGCUGCCACCCGCGCCGGCUCUGCGCUCGCCCCGGUCGCCGCGACCUGUCGAUCUGGGACUGGAAGGUUUUGCACCCUUUUCCCCUGGCUCUUCCGAUGAUUCGGCGGGUUCCGUGCGUGGCACCUUGUCCGAGAUGCUGACGACGCUUCAAGCGGGUGACAGGGGGCGGCGGGAGUUUGGAGCGCGGCUCGGGGAGGCGGCUCGCCAGCUGGAGCGCGUUCGUUCCAGCCCACCCGUGGUGCGGUCUGGCGAGACGCAGCCGUGGGAGCGCUUCGAAGACGCGGAUGAGCGGGAUAGAGUGGCACAGUUGAGGGAGGAAGUCAUGGCGGCGCUUUCCGUCCUCGCUGAGCGCCUUUCGCACCCGCCUCCCACCACCGUCCAGAAACGCCUGGGGCGAGGGCAGAAGCUCCUCCUGGUGCUACUGCAGUGUGCGCUCAUCGCAUAUCUGCUCAGUCUAGCAGAGCGCAAGGCGGCGCACUUGCGAAUGUUCCACCCCCCGACAAGCCUCCACUAUCAGGGGGAAAUCGAUUGGUCCACAAUGCCAACAACGACCCUCCAACCGGUGCUGCGUCUGCCUCUGCUCGACCAGCUGUGGCGCCUAAAUCCGCCCCUACCCGCCCGAGUCGCCGAGUGGAAGACGUAUUCCGCCGUGAACGGCGUCCCUCAGCUACUCGCCCAGGUCGCCAUCUACGGCGUGUCCCAAGCGACAGCAUGCAUCGUGCUGCUAGCUCUGGCCCCACUCCAGGUCCUCUGGCUCGUCAUUCACAGCCCAACCGCCAUGUAA